AUGUUAACUGAUGUGUCUCGACCUGAUGUUUUUGAAGCUGCAGCUGCUGCUACUCUCAGCAUCCAUCCCGGCAGGUCAUUCUUCUUUUAUUAUGAAACUGUGACUCUGAGCUGUGCAGUGCCAGGUAAUUUCAGCAGCUGGACAGUGAAGAGAAACACAUCCACAAAGUCUUCUGUUUCAUGUGAGACCUGGGGCAAAUUAAAUGGAUCAUCCUGCACCAUCAAAGUUGUCUACCCAUUUGACAGUGGAGUGUACUGGUGUGAGUCUGACAGCGGGGAGUGCAGCAACACCAUCAACAUCAGAGUGAGAACUGGUCUGAUCCUGCAGGGUCCUGCUGUUCCUCUGACUGAGGGAGACAGUGUGACACUAAACUGCUCCUAUAAGGAAAAAUAUGCAAAGGAGUCUACGUCCAAUUUCAGUGCUGCUUUCUACAGAAAUGGUGCUUUUAUUGAAAAAAUGCCUGAAGGAAGGUUGAGGCUUAUCCAUGUGUCCAAGGAGAACGAAGGCUUCUACAAGUGUGAACAUCCCACAAAAGGACAAUCACCAGAGAUCUGGCUGGAAGUGAGAGGUGGUGAUGAUGAUGAUGAUGGUGAAGAAGGAGCAGAACCACGAAGGGGUUGGUGAGAAUCCAGGAAGCACGAGA
This is a messenger RNA of Pelmatolapia mariae (spotted tilapia), 643 nucleotides long. Its product is annotated as Fc receptor-like protein 5. The transcript has 3 exons. The record is from RefSeq and is a predicted model, not a curated record. The coding region runs from base 1 to 624 and encodes 207 amino acids. NCBI's taxonomy places the organism in Eukaryota, Metazoa, Chordata, Actinopteri, Cichliformes, Cichlidae. Gene Ontology annotation, cellular component: plasma membrane. Gene Ontology annotation, molecular function: transmembrane signaling receptor activity. Gene Ontology annotation, biological process: cell surface receptor signaling pathway.